Rotaria sordida is the source of this 1215-nucleotide messenger RNA. NCBI's taxonomy places the organism in Eukaryota, Metazoa, Rotifera, Eurotatoria, Philodinida, Philodinidae. The record is from the annotation of a GenBank genome assembly.
AUGGAAAAUGAUCAAUCGACAACUUCUGUUUCUCCUUUGGCAUUAGGUGGUGCUAUAACGGGUAUAUUGGUACUUAUUGUUUCAAUUAUUUAUUUAUUCUUUCGAUCAUCUUCAUCAUCAAAAACGGAUGAAACAAAAACUGAAAGUUAUAUUAAACCUGAAAUUGAUCGAAAAAAACCAACAACAAAAUCGACAACGUCAAAACCUAUAAAACAAGAUACGAAAUUAACAACGAAAUUUAUACAUCCAUGGUUAUGUACAUCAUUACGAGCUCAUUCAAAUUCAGUAAUUGGUUUAAAUUUUAGUCAUAAUGAUAAAUAUCUUGCAUCAGUUGCUGAAAAUGAUAGUGUUCUUUUAUGGCCAACAAAAGAGUUUGAUGGAAAAGAACAUAAACAUACUCGUGUUAACAUUGAAUUUGAUCAAGCUAAUCAUGUUGUAUUUAGUCCAGAUGGAAAAGCAUUUCUUAUUAAUUUACUAAAAGAUAAUAUUAUUCGUGUAUACAAAUUUGAAAAACGUGCUGAUGGUUUAAUAACAAAUGCUCAUGCUGUUUUAGAUUUUCCUAAAAAAAAUGGAAGUCCUAUUGUUGCGAUUGGCAUUGCUUGUACGGGAAAAUUUAUUAUAUCAGCAGAAGUUAAUAAUAAAAUCGUUGUAUUUGAUACUAAAGGUGAUGUUCUUGAUACGGUUGAAACUCAUCAAGGUCAUUUAAAUUAUGCUGCUGUAUCUCCAUGUGGUCGUUUUUUUGGUUCGUCUGGUUUUAUGAGUGAUGUUCGAUUUUUUGAAGUUUGCUUUGAAAAAUCCAAUGGAAAUUUUAAAGAAAUUCGAAAAAUAUUUGAUCUUAAAGGACACAAUGCUCAAGUAUUAUGUUUUAGUUUAAAUAAAGAUUCAACACGUGCUGCAACUAUAUCAAAAGAUAAUACAUGGAAAUUAUGGAAUACUGAUGUUGAUUAUAUACAUAAACAAGAUCCAAAAUAUAUUGAAAAUGUUCAUUCAGAAACAAUUCGAGUUUUAAUAAUGGAUAGUACAGGAAAAUAUGUGGUAUCAGCUGGUGAUCGACAAAUUCGAGUAUUUCAUAAUAUCGCUGGAUUAAAAGGAUUAAUUGAUGAUUUGACAGAAAAAGCUCAUACAGCAAAACAAUUAACAUUAAAAGAACGUAUUAAAGAACAAAUAAAUGAUGCACGGUCAAAAAUGAAUAACAUUCUAAAUGGUGCUUCUUAG